UACGUCUUUAACAAGAGGCGUAGCUCUUUGCUUAUGCAUUGUGGUACUUGCCUUGGUUGAGAAAUUUUUGCUUCCUGCAUACACAUCCAGAGACAAGUUGAGAGAAAGAAAGAGGGUUCGCUCGCUGUGAAAGACAGGACGUUGACAGUAAUGUUACCAUCUAGUACAACCAAAAUAAUAGUUAUUCUAUAGAGGAGAAGGAUUAACUUUCGAUUGCACGGACGAACAUUUUUACGCAUUCACUAGCCAAACUGUUCACGCACACCGUAGGUUUUGCAACGAAGAGGCAGAGGGAAAAGAAGACAGGCUAUUAAACCCGUUCGUUUGAAACCCUUUUUAGCUAACAUACCUCCGUGAUGUCGGAGCGAGGAGGGCUCCCGCGGACUGGAGGUGCCCCCUCCCCGCACGUGCAGCCCUCCAAACCGGUCACGAUCACCUCGAAUCGCCCGGUCCACAUGAACCUCUACGCCACCUGGGAAGUGGACCGCUCUUCGCCAAGCUGUGUGCCGAGGCUGUUCAACCUGACGCUGAAGAAGCUGAUCAUGUUGAAGGAGCUUGAUAAAGACCUCACCUCCGUGGUCAUCGCUGUCAAACUACAAGGUUCUAAGAGGAUCCUGAGGUCCAAUGAGAUAUUGUUGUCUUCCGCGGGGCUGACUGAGACAGAUCUUCAGCUCACCUUCUCUCUACAGUACCCCCACUUCCUGAAGAGAGAUGCCAACCAGCUCCAGAUCAUGCUCCAGCGACGUAAACGUUAUAAGAACCGAACCAUCCUGGGCUACAAGACCCUGGCUCUGGGACUCAUCAACAUGGCUGAGGUGAUGCAGCACCCCAGUGAGGGGGCCCAGGUAUUGGGGCUCCACAGCCAGUUGAAGGAGGCCUCUGUACCCGUGGCGGAGGUCAGGGUCUACUCCCUCUCCAGCCAGCCCAUCGACCACGAGGGACCCAAGGCCAAGAUGUCUGAUCGUUCUCCAGACAUUGAUAACUAUUCUGAGGAAGAGGAGGAGAGCUUCUCAUCAGAACAGGAGGGCAGUGACGACCACGGCCAGUAUCUGUAUGAUGAAGAGGAUGAGGUGAGGAAGAAAAAGCCUAGACGGAAGCUCACAUCCAACGCCUCCAUCACUAGACAACCCAACAUCAAGCAGAAGUUUGUGGCCCUGCUGAAAAGAUUCAAAGUUUCAGAUGAGGUGGGUUUUGGUCUGGAGCAUGUCUCUAGAGAACAGAUCCAGGAAGUGGAGGAGGAUUUAGAUGAGUUGUAUGACAGUCUGGAGAUGUACAACCCCUCUGACAGCGGACCAGAGAUGGAGGAGACGGACAGCAUCCUCAGCACACCCAAACCUAAACUCAGGCCGUUCUUUGAGGGGAUGUCUCAGUCCAGCUCUCAGACAGAGAUCACCAGUCUGAACAGCAGAGGGGGGAGCCUGGGACGUGACGCCUGCUUCAACCCUCAGGGGGAGCAGAUGAAACACUCUCACAGUCGUAACCUGGAGGUAGAGGCCCUCUCCGAGACAGACACACUGGAGUUGAACGAUCAAGAGAUGUUUCCAGAGGCCCCCUGCAUUAAGGUGUCGGUGGCUGAGAAACCCUGUACGCCCCUGAAGAGCAGUAAGAGUGAAGGAGGACAGACUAUGCCCUCUCCCAGGUUGGACGGCGGAGGCCACACCCCCAAACAGAAGAGACAGAGCAAUACUCCUAUGAAGGAGAGGCAGCUGUCUAAACCAAUCAGUGAAGGGGCGAAGACCAACAUCUCUGACAGCGAGAGGUCCCCCGAACUGGGACACAGAUCACAGGUCCUGAGGAAGGCGGUGUAUGAUCAGCUAAACCAUGUCCUGCUGUCUGACUCUGCUCUUCCUGAGAGUCUCAUCCUGGUCAAUGGCACCGACUGGCAGGGCCAGUACGUGGUAGAGCAGCUGCAGGUACAGAGGCACCCGGUGGUGUGUACGUGUUCAGGUGCUGAGAUCCAGGCGGUGCUUUCUGCUGUCCUCACACGCAUCCAGAAGUUUUGUAACUGUAACUCGUCCAUGCCCAGGCCAGUCAAGGUGGCAGUGGUGGGCAGUCAGAGCUACCUCAGUGCCAUUCUGCAGUUCUUCGUCACCCAGCUGGCCAGCAAGACCUCUGAUUGGCUCAGCCACCUGAGGUUCCUGGUGGUGCCUCUGGGCUGUCAUCCUGUUGCUAAGCACCUGGGUGCCCUAGACAACCGUUACAGCUCUGCAUUCUUAGAUGGGGCGUGGGGAGACGUGUUCAUCCACUCUGAACCCCCACAGAAAGUUCAGUUGGACGUGGCAGGUAGGAUCUCUCAGUACAUCAGUGGCGCCACAGUCACACACCAGCUGCCCAUCGCUGAGGCCAUGCUUACCUGUAAACACAGGACGCACGAUGAAGAUUCCUACCAGAAGUUCAUUCCCUUCAUUGGGGUGGUGAAGGUUGGUCUGAUUGAGCAUGGUCCAUCCUCUACUGGAGACACAGAAGAGUGUGUGGCAGUGAGCCUUGCUGUUCCCUCUACGUCCCCUCCCUCCCACAGCUCUCCUGCUGGGCUGAUCAAAGAGGCUGCCACUCCCCCCUCCUCUCCCUCCAUGGGCAGUGUUCUGGCAGUACAGGGGAGCCCCAGUAUGCCUCAUGGUGUGGACACCAUCGGGCUGCAGGUGGACUACUGGCUGGCGUCGCUGGCGGAGAAGCGACGUGAUGGGGAACGGCGUGACACGGGCGGUAAGAACACCCUGAAGAGUGCCUUCAGGUCCCUGCAGGUCAGCAGGCUACCAGGAGGGGGCAUCGGUGAGACCCAGGCCCAGGUCAGCACCAUGGCCAUGACAGUGGUCACCAAGGAGAAGAACAAGAAGGUUCCCACCAUCUUCCUGGGUAAGAAACCGAAGGAGAAGGACGUAGACUCUAAGAGCCAGGUCAUCGAGGCCAUCAGCAGACUCAUCUGUUCUGCCAAGCAGCAUCAUACCAUGUUGAAAGUGUCCAUAGACGGAGUGGAGUGGAACGACGUCAAGUUCUUCCAACUGGCCGCCCAGUGGCCCACGCAUGUCAAGUACUUCCCUGUUGGACUGUUUGGUUACAGCAAACCCCCCUCCUAGGGUCCACCCUUUACCCCUCCCCCUUGGCCCCCUUGCCUCAGCCAGUCCCAUCCCACCUACGCACACAGACCCCGCCUCUCAGAACGCCAUGGCACUUGUAUUGGUCAAUCACGAUGGAGGGUUUUUUCUAUAUUUGUCUUAUUUCUCUAUAAGGAGGAAUGGAGGGAAGGGGUGGAGCGCUACUUGUCACUUUACUGAAUUAAAAUGCCCCUCUCUCCCAGUGUGGUGUGUGUAUGAGGGGAACACAGCACAAGAUAACUAACUGCCUUUCAACUAACCGUAACGAUGAGGUGCAACCCCACAAAUAACUCCCAUUAUGACCCCUGACCCUUUAACCCCGACCGGUGUCUCUUAUCACAUUGAACCUGCCAACGGUCAAUCCGUGCUCUAACCCAGACCUGCAUGCUGUAAACUCCACCACCCACGUGCCAGUUAUAACAAGAACAUCAUGUUGUGUUAACAGUAAUGACAUGGUUAUUAUGGGCUAUGGAGGGGAACUGUGCAUGACAAAUGGAACAAACAGACAACACGUACAGUAGCAAUGCUUUUCCUGCUCCCAAAAUACAAGAAAAGGCUUUUUUCUCACCAGUGAUAUACGUUGAUAUGAUAUGCAUCUGAAGAGUAAAAAAUGGAAACGUUCCGUUUUGAUGUUGUAACAACAUUGUAGCUUUCUGUGAACAGCACAGUCCAGUCCUCCAAAUUCAGAGCUCACUGUUUGUCCAAACUCUACUGCUGUCUGUAAGGCUUGUCCCUUUAUCAAUCAGUUAUUGUGGUCGGCAUUGUUCUCUUGAUUUGAUUAAAUGACGAUGUGUUCUAAGAAACACACUAGUCCUCUUGGCAUCUAGAAUGAACGCUGACCAGUCGUGAGUAACUUAGCGCUGGGUCACCUGUAGCCCUAACCCCACCUGUGCACUGUAAGUAUUAUGACCAAUGUCAAGUAUUACAAUGACAUUGUGUCCAAUUUUGCUGUUAUUAUUAUGAUUUUCAUGGUAACUUGGAGGUAGGAGGUUUCUCAGCAGUGACGUCAACAUCUCGUGUAACUAACUCAAUAUCUGUCCCUGUUCUCUUUUGGGGGGGGGGGGGGCUCUUACAAAUGAAGGGUUUUGCACCAAGGCCUUCAAACUCACUGAGAAUGAAUACACAGCUAUGCAUGUUCCACAAAUAAGUCUGAAUGAUAGCAUGCAAAGAUUUCACAGUACGAGGAUGCAUUUCCAGCAGUCAUUGGUGAUAUCCCCUGAACCUCAUUUGAAUGCAGAUAAUAUUCAUUGAUUGCGUCUUCGUUUAUUUGAUCUCACUGUCGUCAGAAGCUUCAUUAUUUAGGAACACUCCAUUUUUGUAAGUUUUAAACCCAUUUUAUCAGUGAAUGUCUCGUUUAAUUCGAGAGAGAAAAAAACUGAUGGCAGGAGAGAUUAGCGGACUGUUAAUUUACAAAUGAAACACUUUUUAUAGGCCAGAACCAGCUGUUACUUCACUAGAGCAUUUUCUGUUGUUCUUUGAACACAAACACACCAUAAUAAUCUCUCUCCAAACUCCAUAGUCAGUUGACCUUGUAACUUUGUAGCCUGUGAGCUUGGAUACUUUGUGCAACUUCCCUUGUGAGUACCAAAGAGAGAUAUGGCCAGGGCAGUGGCACUAUUCAAAGCAGACCAUCAAACUCUGCUGCUCUUAUUACGUGUCCCUGCCCACCAGCCACGGGCUAGACCCAGACACAUAUCUUCAUCUGGACUUGGACCCAUCUUUUAACUGACUGUAUCUAUGUAUGUUAUGUACGUGGUUGUAUCUAUGAUGUGCAGAUGUGUCUCCUUAACCACAGAUCUAGGAUCAGAUUACCCUGCCCUCCAGUUCUAACCAUAACCAUUAGGGGGAGUUAAAACUACCUGACCCUGAAUCAGUCGUUAUGGGCGACAUCUACUGCCAGAGCUCCAACUGCUCUUUGCCUUGCAACGUGUUAUUAGCAUCAUAAGGAGUGUAAGAUAUGAUUCUAUUUGAACUGCUUUGUUUUCAUAGGGGAAUCGGAAUUAUUCAACGAACGGGACAGACAAAAAUAAUCACUGCCAAAAAUGUCUGUUACAUGGAUAUUACAGCCAAGCUGACGAGAGGGUGUAGAUAGAUAUGUGUUCAGUGUUUUUGGUGACAACAACAAAACAAAACUUUAAAUCAUGAUUCUUGUUCCAAAAUAAUGUAUUUCAAUGUUAGAAAAAGAUGAUGUUACCAAGAAACAUUCCACUGUUUUACUCUCUCUCCUCUCCCCCUGUUCACAGUCUCUGUUCACAGUCUCUGUUCACAGUCUCUGUUCACAGUUCAGUCCCUGUUCACAGUCUCUGUUCACAGUUCAGUCCCUGUUCACAGUCUCUGUUCACAGUCUCUGUUCACAGUUCAGUCUCUGUUCACAGUCUCUGUUCACAGUUCAGUCCCUGUUCACAGUCUCUGUUCACAGUUCAGUCCCUGUUCACAGUUCAGUCCCUGUUCACAGUCUCUGUUCACAGUUCAGUCUCUGUUCACAGUUCAGUCUCUGUUCACAGUUCAGUCUCUGUUCACAGUUCAGUCCCCUGUCUUUCACCGGUCUCACCGUUGACAUGUUGUUUGUUGUUUUUCCUACCUUCUCUAGCUAGGCCUAUUCUUCCUGUGUGACUGUUGUCUCUAACUUGACCUGCUGUGUGUUAACCUGUGUCUCUAGCUGUACUGACCUGUGUCUCUAGCUGUACUGACCUGUGUCUCUAGCUGUACUGACCUGUGUCUCUAGCUGUACUGACCUGUGUCUCUAGCUGUACUGACCUGUGUCUCUAGCUGUACUGACCUGUGUCUCUAGCUGUACUGAUCUGUGGUUGCUGUGAUGGUCUUCAUGACUAACGUAUAGGGACAGGGUUGUGACUAAAGGGAGUAUAGUCUACGAUCGGAAGUUACUUUUCGUAGCAGGUUAGGAGAAAAUUUGAGCUAAUCCUAACCUUAACCUAAGUAUCCUAAUCUGCCACUUUAAUUAUCCUAACCUGCUUCUUGUUUCUCCUAACCUGCUACGAAAAAGUAACUUCCGGUCAUAGCUGUACUCCCUCCAGUCAGAACCUAGGGACAGCAGUUAUUCCUAACCAUGUGACUUAGAACAACUCUGGGCCCUGGUUAUAGUCUAUACCAGAGGCGGAAGAGGAAGCAAGACAUCUCGCUCCCUCAUUUUUUUCUGGUUCAUAUACAGUCAAUUAACUAAGUAGACCAGACCCAGCUGCUAUCACAUAAGAUAUCUUAAUUUAUCCACCGUCUUUGGUCUAAACCUAUAACCAGGGCCCAGACUUCCUGUUCAGGUCACAUGAUCCUGAAAAACACCUGUCCCUAGUGAAGGGAAGAACAAUAUGAUCUAUUAAUAAAUCCCUUUAAUUAUCAAUAAUCUCCUUCCUCUCCUCUAUCAUCACAAUGUGUUUCAGAACAAAUGGAGUGAGAGGUCUAGAACAAACCGUAAGAUCUAGAGUCUCUGUCAGGAUUCCACAACCUUUGCUUCUAAUAGAACCCAUUUGAAAGGAUCUCCCUGCUUGUAACAUAGCAGCCUAUCACAGAAGGGAAUCAGUUUUUGUGUAACACUGCAUAGACCAUAGUUAUGCUUUGUAGCUAGUAGUUUGAGGGGAGGAUUCUAACGCUUGUGGAUUUGGAGAGUAUUUUUGCACAUGCCAUUGUUUCUUCAGCAGCUUUUUUUGCCUUUUGCCUAUAAACAAUAAUAAUGCUUGUACAUACAAAACAAAUGUACUUCUGUAAUGUAUCUUAGUCCUUGUUUUUUUAUUUGAAAUCUUUUGUAGUACUGCUUUUUUAUGUUUAUGUUGUGUGAUGGAAAAGUGGAACUGUUCAUUGUUUUUUAAAUAAAUACUCCUGAUUUUUAUGUC
Molecule: messenger RNA, 6937 nt
Organism: Oncorhynchus mykiss (rainbow trout)
Lineage: Eukaryota; Metazoa; Chordata; Actinopteri; Salmoniformes; Salmonidae
Product: phosphofurin acidic cluster sorting protein 1
Biological process (GO): protein localization to plasma membrane
Molecular function (GO): transmembrane transporter binding
Source: RefSeq, a predicted model, not a curated record